UCCGCGCACACGUCACAACACAACAACUGAAGAGACUUCGACAAAACAAACAAAUCGGUGAUAUUUUCACCUGUUUAGUGAUUUUUAACGAUAUUUUACAGUCAAAACGUCAAAAUGGAAAUCCAGAAACUGAUAUUAAAAUGAAUCUGACGGCUGCUAUAAGGAAAAUAACAAACUCAACAGCGGAACACAUCUGCAGAAUCCUUCAUAAAGCAUCAAGUGGAUCAAGAAAAGAUCUAACACAACCAGAUCAAGUCAACCAUAUGGUAGAGCAGCAGUUUGCUGGGAGUGGAAGACCACUUAACACUCAUAUCAAAGAUGAGGAACAUGUCAAAGGAGGAGAUGAGCAAGAUUUCACCUCAGACGUUGUGUCGGGAAUCCAGGAAAGAUUGAAUUGCACCCCAUCUGGUGGACAUCUUCUUCAGACUGUUGAAGAAGAGCCGGAGUUCAGAUUUGAAGAAGUAUUUGUCCAUGAAGAGGAACAAGUAGUGUGUCAAACUGCUGCUGUAGAUGAAUCAAUAGAGCCCGAUGCAGAUGAAUCUGUAGAGCAUCAAAGAGAAGGGCAGUGGACCACUGAACCAAACUCUGAAUUAAAUGACAUUUCAGUACCAUUAAACACACUGGAUCCACCCGAUAUUAUCGAGACAGGAUUGGACGUCCCAAUAGACGCCGCUGAAGAAGUGCAACCGAAUGCAAGCGAUGAGCAGAACAUAUGCAAAAUCUGCGGAAAGACCUUCACCCACCUCAACAACCUGAGAAGACAUGAGCAGAAGCUCCACAGCGGAGAAACGCCUCAUGCUUGCCAAGAGUGCGGAGAGCGUUUCGGCUCCAGACGCCUCCUCCAAAUCCACCGCAGAGACCACAAGGUGGAAAAACCUCACAAAUGCACGCUCUGCGACAAGGUGUUUCGCUUGCCCAACCACUUGAGGAAUCACAUGAUGAGUCACGGUGACCAGAGACCGUUCUCCUGCGCCGCAUGUGGGAAGAGCUUCGCCUUGAUAAGCAUCCUCAGAGCUCAUGAGCGAACGCAUGCUGACGAGAAGAACUUUGUAUGCUUGCAAUGCGGUUCCAAAUUCCUCACCAAGUCUUACUUGGACUACCACCAGCGAGUUCACACUGGAGAAAAGCCAUACCUGUGCAAACACUGUGGGAAGAGCUUUGCCCAAAAGGGCAACCUCAAGGCACACGAAAGGCUUCACACGGGCGAACAGCCCUUCAGAUGCGAGGACUGUGGAAAAACCUUCGUACACGCCAACACCUUCAAAUCCCACAAGCAGCUCCACACGGGAGUCAAAGAUUUCUGCUGUGAGCUUUGUGGGAAGGGCUUUCGGCGAGGAACGCAUCUCAAGACUCAUCUACUGACGCAUUCUGGAGACAAACCGUUUAGUUGCGAUGUAUGCGGGAAGACUUUUGCCCUCAAAGGAUCUCUGAAGACGCACCAGCUCACUCAUACGGGGCAGAAGAGUUACGCUUGUAACGUCUGCAGUAAGCAGUUCACUCAGGCCAGCUCGCUAGCCAAACACAAACGGGUUCAUACGGGAGAGAAACCGCACCGCUGCGGAAACUGCGACAAGUGUUUCUCUCAAAGCAGUCAUCUUAACUAUCACUUGAAGGUCUGCCAGUCUGGGACAAAAAGUUCUGCAAACUCUUAAUGUGGAAGAGAACUAACUGAGCAGUCAUUCCGUUUGUGCCUUUCUUGAAAAAACCUAACUAUGACCAAAUAUUUGAGACUUUUCUUAGAAGAUCAUCCGUUUCAUGCCUAAUUAUUGGAUAUUAUUAGGGUGAAUCUCACGAAGAAACUCCUGGGUCAAAUUUUACA
This is a messenger RNA of Sinocyclocheilus anshuiensis, 1819 nucleotides long. RefSeq names its product zinc finger protein OZF-like. Bases 141 to 1652 code for a protein of 503 amino acids. NCBI's taxonomy places the organism in Eukaryota, Metazoa, Chordata, Actinopteri, Cypriniformes, Cyprinidae. The record is from RefSeq and is a predicted model, not a curated record. The transcript has 6 exons.